GGUAUUAGAGCCUAUUCCUGAAAAAUUCCAUGGCUUCCGAAAAUUAUGUCCAGCCCUCAAUCCCUCGUUUUGAUGGUCAUCACUACGACCAUUGGAGUAUGUUGAUGGAGAAUUUUCUCCGGUCCAAAGAGUAUUGGACCAUUGUUGAAGUUGGAGUUCUAGAACUAGUGGCAGGUGCAAAUGAUGCACAGAGGGCAGAAAUUGAGAAGGAAAAGUUGAAGGAUCUCAAGGCUAAGAACUAUUUGUUCCAAGCCAUAGAUCGGGCUAUCUUGGAAACAAUUCUUAACAAGUCUACUUCCAAGAAUAUUUGGGAUUCCAUGAAGAAGAACAAUCACAUGUGUGGAGACAAAUCUGCGUUUUCAGAUUUGGAUGAGUCUUGUCAAGACAAGGUGAAAUUUGACGAUAAUUCCACUAUUGCAAUCAAGGGAAGGGGAAAGGAAAAAGGAUAUGAAAUCCUUAUUAAAGAUGGAGUUUGCCAAAUUCAUGAUUCAAAGCUUGGCCUGAUUGCAAAGGUCAAGAUGAUGGGAAAUAGGUUGUUUCCAUUAUACUUGCAGACCACAAAUCUGUCAUGUUUAUCUGCCAGAUUAAAGGACACAACUUGGUUAUGGCAUUGCCGAUUUGGACAUCUUUAUUUUGGUGGGUUGAAAGCUUUGCAACAGAAGAAGAUGGUAAAUGGUCUUCCUCAUUUUGAUUCUCCAUUAGAAAUUUGUGGAAUUUGCGUGGUCAGUAAGCAGCAUCGUGACAGCUUUCCUAAAGACAGAUCUUGGAGAGCAAAGCAGGUGCUAGAUCUGGUUCAUUCUGAUUUGUGUGGACCCAUAAAUCCAACAUCCAAUGGAGUCUUGGCUGAGAAUGAGGUUGGCAGAUCUGUAAAGGUUUUGCGGACAGAUCGUGGUGGUGAGUUUAAUUCAAAGGAAUUUGUAGAUUUUUGUGAGUCCAAUGGCAUUAAAAGGCAACUCAUAGCAGCCUACACACCUCAGCAGAAUGGUGUAUGUGAGAGGAGGAAUCGCACAAUCAUGAAUAUGGUGCGAAGUCUGAUGUCAAAGAGCAGCUUGCCUAAAGAGUUUUGGCCAGAAGCUGUUAAUUGGAGUGUUCAUAUCUUGAACAGAAGUCCCACAUCUCCACUUCCAGAUUUGACGCCAGAAGAGGCUUGGAGUGGACGUAGACCUGCUGUUGAUUACUUCAGAAUUUUUGGAUGCAUAGCAUAUGCACAUGUGCCAGAUCAGAAAAGGAGUAAGCUUGAUGACAAAGGGGAAAAGUGUAUUUUCCUUGGUGUUAGUGAUCAGUCUAAAGCUUACAAAUUAUACAAUCCUUUAACCAAGAAGGUCAUCAUUAGCCGUGAUGUAGUGUUUGAUGAAGCAAGCACUUGGUCUUGGACAGAAAAAUCUGGGCAACAGAUUCCUGUAGAUUUCGAAAAUGGAGAAGAUUUGACUGUGCAGAACUCAGAAGGUCAAACUUCAGCAGAUCUCGAGGUUUCAAGACAGACAGUUGAAGAAAUUCUGCCUAUAGAAGUAGAGUUCAGUACUGGAGAAAAUUGUGAUCCCUUAACAUAUGAAGAAGCUGUUAAAGAAGAAAAGUGGCAAAAGGCCAUGGCAGAAGAAAUUGGUUCUAUUGAAAGGAACCAGACUUGGGAGUUGAUAGAUCUUCCAGAAGGGCACAAAAUAAUUGGUGUUAAGUGGAUCUACAAGACAAAGCUUAAAGAGAAUGGGACGGUUGACAAAUUCAAAGCUCGCUUGGUGGCAAAGGGUUACAAGCAAGAGUUUGGCAUUGAUUAUCAAGAAGUUUUUGCUCCAGUUGCAAGGACGGAUACCAUCAGAUUGGUAUUUAUUGAUCAACCUCCUGGUUAUGUGAAAUCUGGUUCUGAGCAUAAGGAAGUUCUGGACAGAUUUCAAAUGAAGAACUGCAAUUCUGUCACUACACCAGUUGACAAAGGUGUAAAGCUCGUGAAAGAUCUAGGAGGCAAAUCUGUGGAUAGCAAACUGUAUAAGCAGAUUGUUGGAAGUAUGAUGUAUCUGACAGCAACAAGACCAGAUAUAAUGCAUGGUGUAAGUCUGAUUAGCAGAUAUAUGGAGCAUCCAAAGGAGUUGCACUUGCAGACUGCUAAAGAAUUCUCAGGUAUUUAUGUGGAACUGCGGAUUUUGGACUAUUCUACAAGAAGGGUGACCAGACAGAUCUCGCAGGCUUUACAGACAGUGAUUAUGUUGGAGAUCUGGAUGACAGAAAAAGCACUUCUGGGGAAGAUGUUGAUCAUGUUUGCACAUCUUGCAGCAAGUCUCAAGUUUUGUGGCUCCGAAUAUGCACCAAACUGUCCUGAAAAUGUUGAUCCCUUAGGAUUCUCACUACCAUCUGGGCAGCUUGUAUUACAAGAUAUGGUGUCAUCUUCAACAAUGCUUACUUGGCAUGAAGACAGAUUUUUUGAUCUUAUCCAAUCAAAGUCCUACACCUGGAUCAAAGGGAAGGCUUCGAAUUCUGCUCGUCUUUAGCAAUUGGUGCCUCUGCCCUAAUUUGUACUUGUAAUAAAAUUUUCUUAGCUUA
Messenger RNA from Rubroshorea leprosula, 2532 nucleotides. The record is from the annotation of a GenBank genome assembly. Lineage: Eukaryota; Viridiplantae; Streptophyta; Magnoliopsida; Malvales; Dipterocarpaceae.